GUUAGCACUAGCGUUAAUCUACUAGCUAGAGUCAAGUGAAUGCCUUGUAAAUAUAGCGUUAAAUAAAAGUGUUGCUGACAUUAUGAAGGAGACUGUGACGGUGUCAUAAAGGUGUUUUUAAUUUUGACCACGUGUUUCGCGGUAACGUUAUGGCAGGAAGAAAAAGAAAGAUGGUAGCAGCAGCGUCUGAACAAACUGUAAAUAAACACAAAAGCAGGACUGAUUUGAAACUGAAUGCUGAGACGGAGCGAAGCCAUUAUUUCACCAAGAAUAGUCAGCAACAUAGACUGGGAGAAGAGUUUUUCAACCAAUCCUGCCUCAGUUUGUCUAAAGCAUUCCUAGGCAAGGUGUUGGUCCGCAGGUGUGCAGAUGGCACGGAGCUGCGAGGGAGAAUAGUGGAAACUGAAGCGUACCUUGGUGGGGAGGACAAGGCCUCACACUCAGCAGGGGGAAAACGCACUGAGAGGAACACAGCCAUGUUCAUGAAGCCUGGCACAAUCUAUGUGUAUCCCAUCUAUGGCAUCUACCUCUGUAUGAACGUGUCUAGUGAAGGGGAGGGUGCUGCCGUGCUGCUGCGCUCCCUUGAGCCCCUGCAGGGUCAGCCUGUCAUGAGGCAGCUGAGGGCAGCUAGACGCAAGGAGGGAGCCCGACAACUGAAGGACAAAGAGCUCUGCAAUGGGCCUUCGAAGCUGUGCCAGGCUCUAGAUAUACCCCGCUGUUUUGACCGUCGAGACCUAGCUUCAGACCCAGAGGUGUGGCUAGAGAGAGACCACAAGACAAAUCCGGCAGAACCCCACAAUAUUGUAUCAGCACCGCGCAUUGGAAUAGAGUCUCAUGGGGAAUGGGCCAAGAAGCCAUGGCGGUUUUAUCUUCGUGGGCACCCCUGUGUUAGUGUGGUGAAUAAAGAGGCAGAAAGACAGACUCUGUCUGGAAAUGUAAUGAACGAUUUAGGUCCCUCAGAUGUGCAGUCCGACACAGGACAGCACAAUGUCAAAAGGACUUAACAGGAAUAUUCCUGCAACUAAUCUGCCAUCUGUUCCCUUUGUGGACUUCACUGUUUAGGCAGUAUAAAACUUUUCUGUUUGCUUUGCAAAGUUUACACUAAUUCUUAUGGAUAUGAAAUUAAUAUUUUUUAAGUAAUUCCAUUAAUAAUGUUGUUCUUGGAAAGUCAAGAUGGUAGAAUAACCUCUGUGAUUGGCUGAAAGUCUAAAUUCUAAUCAGCAUAAAUUAUACAUGUUUCUCAUCCAUUUGUAAGCUGCUACUUAUGUUGACAGUGUGUUUAGGAUACUGAUGCAAAGUUGUACUGGAAAGUAAUGGAACUUAAGUCAGUUAGAGUAAGACUCAAUUUUCAGUGCUUAUCAAAAAAUCAGUUCUGAAAUCUACCAUUACUCACUUAUGAGUUGUUUUUUUUGUUUAGGUCUUCUAUCUGUGUUUUUUUAAUAAACAUUCAUACUUGAAAAA
This is a messenger RNA of Morone saxatilis (striped sea-bass), 1461 nucleotides long. RefSeq names its product N-methylpurine DNA glycosylase (gene mpg). Gene Ontology annotation, biological process: base-excision repair. Lineage: Eukaryota; Metazoa; Chordata; Actinopteri; Moronidae. The transcript has 3 exons. Gene Ontology annotation, molecular function: DNA binding; alkylbase DNA N-glycosylase activity. Bases 150 to 1004 code for a protein of 284 amino acids. The record is from RefSeq and is a predicted model, not a curated record.